This is a messenger RNA of Fusarium coffeatum, 2304 nucleotides long. RefSeq lists its product as uncharacterized. Gene Ontology annotation, biological process: regulation of transcription by RNA polymerase II. NCBI's taxonomy places the organism in Eukaryota, Fungi, Ascomycota, Sordariomycetes, Hypocreales, Nectriaceae. The record is from RefSeq and is a predicted model, not a curated record. Gene Ontology annotation, molecular function: DNA-binding transcription factor activity, RNA polymerase II-specific; RNA polymerase II cis-regulatory region sequence-specific DNA binding. The transcript has 3 exons. The coding region runs from base 1 to 2304 and encodes 767 amino acids.
AUGUACUCCGGCCAAUGGUUGCCCGAUGAGCAUGCCGCCCAGAUGCUGGCGCAUACUCAUGGCCACGUUAAAGAUAUGGGCGCUGCCCAGAUGUCGACAGACGAAAUGUUGAUGCAGGCUGCGACACAUAUGCAGGGUAACCAAGACUUCCCCAUGAAUGCGUCCAUGGGCCACCAUCCCUUGCAAUACCAACAAAGACAACCUGCGCAACGGCAUCCCCUUCCUGCUGAGCAGUACGGCAACAAUGCCAGCUUUACGGAGGGGGAAAGCCAAUUGGCAGAACGCGAUGAAAACGACGAAGGCGAUUCUCUCAUGGCCGCUAUGGUCGGAGCCCCGAGAGCCACGACAACUCGAUCGAGCGCAAACAACGAGCUGGAGAUGAGGCAACUGUUUGCUGCCAACAGACAUCGUGCUCUCAAUGAAGUGGCGCAAGAAUUGCACGGCAAUGAGCGAGGCCCCAACUCAGAGCGGACGCGACAGGUCUUUGCUAUGCUUUGGAUCAACUCAGUUUGUGCCACGGGCAAAGGAUCUGUCCCUCGAGGACGGGUAUACGCCAAUUACGCUUCCCAAUGUGCCAAUGAGAGAAUAACUGUACUCAACCCUGCUAGUUUCGGGAAACUUGUUCGCGUAUUAUUCCCUGGUCUCAAGACAAGGCGGUUGGGUGUUCGUGGAGAGUCAAAAUACCACUAUGUGAACUUCACACUUCGUGAGGAAGCCGAUAUCCCUGAACAUCCGAUUCAGACGGCUCGCCCUACGUCUGAAGCCGCGACAAUCACCCCGAACUUCAACCAAUCGCCAACCCUACCCAACAACAACAUGAAUCAAAAUGCGCUCCUUUCACCUAAUAUCGGCACCGAAACGAAGCCUGUCGCAACCUCACGCCAAUCCGGUUUCCAGUCCCACAGUCUAUACAACGAACAUAUGAUUAGAAAUCUUGACAGUAUCAACUCUACCAAUACAAAGACCCAACUCGAGCUGGCUUUCCCUCCAGCGGACGAAAAACAAGGCGACCCCGCAGAUCCUCUGCCUCUGCCUCCUAUCGAAAGGUUCCUUCCUCCGAACACCGAUCCUGAUGCUGCCAAGUCUUUAUCAGCAUUAUAUCGCUCCCACUGUACAUCGCUCGUCGAGUGUAUUCGAUACUGCAGGGAGAAGACUUUUUUCCAUCUGUAUACGUCUUUCCAGGGAACAUUAACCAUGCCCGUGCAGAAAUUGCUUGGGAACCCAGCUUUGGCGGCUUGGAUUGAGGAAUGUGAUUUUGUCCUCUAUCAACGCAUGAUGACAAUUGUCUCGCUCCUUACACUUCAAGUCGUGCCAAAGCAAGUGCUAGAUGCUUUGAGGGCCAUCUCGGAUAAACUGGUCUACCACAUUCGGGAGUCUUUCCAGGGCCAGCCCCAACAUGUUCUUCGAGCCAAGGAAGCACCCGCAACAUUAUUUGCUGGACUUCUCGAUCGUGCACUCAGAGUAAACUUGACGGCCCACGCAGCAGCGAACAUGCUUGUAUCUGCCCCGAAUCGCACGCAGAUGUAUCUGGAUUGGAUCCACAUGAUCCGAGUUCGAAAGGUUGCCGAGUGCGUACCCACGCGAGGCAUGGACGAUGUAGUGAAUGCUCUCAUUCACGAUAUACGAACCCUCCUGAACCCUAUCAACGUGCCCUACGAAAUGGAGAUCAUCACUUUCUACGGAGAACUCGGCCAACGUAAUGACCAGUCACUGGGUGAUGAGAGCAAGAGCUCUACUCCUCCCAAUGUUCUGGAGCCCUGGGUUGAUUAUCUCAAACGCCUUCCCGAAAAGUUCCCUUACGCCUCGCACACCGAUAUCGUGUGGUGUAUCGAGCGUAUCGGCACAACAGUGAUGCGCGAGAUCACAAUGUCUGGAGGUAAGAGCUUCGGUUCUUGGUGGGUGACAAAAACAUGGGUGGAUGAGAUGGUGAGCUUUUUGGUGGAGUCAGGAGGAUUCAUGAAGCAGAAGAGUAGCCAGAUGACGGGGGCAAACACAGCCACCCCUCCUCCUCAGGCAGCGAAAGACAAAAGCCGACAAAAUUCCCGAUACAGCACUGGCAGCGAUGAACUCAACCUAAGCAAUGCGUCUCAGAACCAAGGGGAACGUGCGCCGUUUCCUCCCGCCUCCAACAAAGUGAAUCAAAACUCGAUGAACAUGGGUGGCGGCGACAUUCAUGAUGACAGCGGAAUUGGGAUUAGAACCCCCGAGGAAGACUUUCAGCUGGACAAGUUUGACUACGCCGGCACUGAAAACCAGGAGCAUGACAUGCUGACAGGAACGGAGUUUGCUACAGGCGACAUGUAG